Saprolegnia diclina VS20 is the source of this 446-nucleotide messenger RNA. RefSeq lists its product as hypothetical. Gene Ontology annotation, biological process: mRNA splicing, via spliceosome. NCBI's taxonomy places the organism in Eukaryota, Oomycota, Saprolegniomycetes, Saprolegniales, Saprolegniaceae. Gene Ontology annotation, cellular component: U4/U6 x U5 tri-snRNP complex; Lsm1-7-Pat1 complex; U6 snRNP. Gene Ontology annotation, molecular function: RNA binding. The transcript is spliced from 5 exons. The record is from RefSeq and is a predicted model, not a curated record. Bases 37 to 303 code for a protein of 88 amino acids.
AAUAUUCCAAGUCGUGCAUUAUCGCGAGCAGCAAGCAUGGCCCAACGUCGCCUUCUCCCCCUCGAACUCAUCGACAAAUGCAUCGGCUCGCGCAUGUGGAUCAUCAUGAAGGGCGACAAGGAGUUUGUCGGGACGCUGCGCGGGUUUGACGACUACGUCAACAUGGUCCUUGACGACGUGACAGAAUACGAGGUGACGCCCGAAGGCAAGCGGAAGGUCCACGUCGACCAAGUGCUUUUGAACGGCAACAACGUUUGCCUCCUUGUGCCGGGUGGCUCCCCCGAAGGCGACGAAGAGCAGUAAAUCCUCAUAACGCCUUUACUCCUCUCAGGAGAUGAUUUCCUGCCGCUUCUCAUGCUGUUCGAGCUCUACUCGCAACUAGGAAUCGAACGCAGGCUAGUACAUACCCAACCAAGCGCAAUGCAUUUCAGUCGAAUGCGUCUGAU